AUUAAGCUUGAAUUGCUGCUCCCUUGGGCGCAUGUGUGUCACCCUCUCCUUCCAUUGAUCCUUUCACAUCCUUUAAUUUCUCUCUUUCUUCCACAACAAAUCAAACUGUUCAUCCUCCCCUUCACCUUUGACCUUUCCAACCUAAUUAAUUAGCUACUACCCAAUUAGCCGAUCCAUCCAUGGACCGCACUGCGACUGCAAGCUGGGAGGUCAUGAGCCGGCGAGGUGAGCAGCAGCAGCAGCUGAUGAUGCAAGCUCCGGCCAGCCAUAAUGGUGGCAGCGGCGGCGGCGAGCCGGCGAGGUCGCGGUGGGCGCCGAAGCCGGAGCAGAUCCUGAUACUGGAGUCCAUCUUCAACAGCGGCAUGGUGAACCCGGCCAAGGACGAGACGGCGCGCAUCCGCCGCCUCCUCGAGCGCUUCGGCGCCGUCCGCGACGCCAACGUCUUCUACUGGUUCCAGAACCGCCGCUCCCGCUCCCGCCGCCGCGCCCGCCAGCUCCAGCAAGCCUGCGGCGCCGCCCUCCAUCAGCUCCCCUCCGCCGCCGCCGCCGCCGGAGCCGGAGGAGGAGGAGAUUACUAUCACCACCACCACCAACCUUCGUCUUCUCCUUUCCUCAUGCACGGCGGUGGCGGCGGCGGCGUGGUCACUUCGACGACCGCGGCGCCAGCGGUGGCGGCGUCCGGCCACUUCUUGGCGGACGAGGUCGACGGCGGCGGCGACGACGACCUCUUCGCCAUCUCCCGGCAGAUGGGCCUCAUGGCUCGCCACGGCGGCGGCGACCACCAUUACAGCAGCUACGCGGACAGCGACGCCACCCAGCUCAGCUACCAACCAACCGGGACGAUCCAAGUGUUCAUCAAUGGCGUCGCAUACGAUGUGCCGAGCGGCGGAGCGCUGGACAUGGCCGGCACGUUUGGCCGCGACGCCAUGCUGGUGCACUCCUCCGGCGAGGUCCUUCCGGUGGACGAGCACGGCGUGCUCAUCAACAGCUUGCAGAUGGGGGAGUGCUACUACCUGGUUUCAAAAUCGAUCUGAUUAAUCGGAUGGAUGAAGGUGGAGAAGAAGAUGCAAGAUUUAUGUAUGCUCUUGUAAGCAUGCGGGAUUUGCUUCAUUGAUUAAUUGGGAGAUUGAUUCCCAGCUCCAUGAAUUGUUGUUAAUUAGGUUGUCCAGGGAUCAUAUCAGUGUGUACUAAUGUGGUUGAUUUCUCUCCAUCGAUGUAUAUUAUUAUCUCGAUGCAUCGUCCCCUUGA
This is a messenger RNA of Oryza sativa Japonica Group (Japanese rice), 1248 nucleotides long. The record is from RefSeq and is a predicted model, not a curated record. NCBI's taxonomy places the organism in Eukaryota, Viridiplantae, Streptophyta, Magnoliopsida, Poales, Poaceae.